This is a messenger RNA of Capsella rubella, 1888 nucleotides long. Its product is annotated as serine hydroxymethyltransferase 2, mitochondrial. Gene Ontology annotation, biological process: tetrahydrofolate interconversion; folic acid metabolic process; L-serine catabolic process. The transcript has 15 exons. Gene Ontology annotation, cellular component: cytoplasm. NCBI's taxonomy places the organism in Eukaryota, Viridiplantae, Streptophyta, Magnoliopsida, Brassicales, Brassicaceae. The record is from RefSeq and is a predicted model, not a curated record. Gene Ontology annotation, molecular function: cobalt ion binding; serine binding; pyridoxal phosphate binding. Bases 71 to 1630 code for a protein of 519 amino acids.
AUAUUAUAAACUCUCUCACACACACUCACAGAAACCACACAGAGGAAGAAGAGAAGAGUGAUAGAAAAAGAUGGCGUUGGCUCUUCGUAGACUCUCCUCUUCCGUUAAGAAACCGAUCUCUCGUCUCUACUCUAAUGGCGGCGACUCUCUCCGUUUCAUGUCGUCGUCUGUAUCAGCCUCAGCUAUGGCGGAUUCAGAGAAACCUCGUUCCAUUUGGAUAAAACAACUCAAUGCAUCUCUAGACGAAAUCGAUCCUGAAGUCGCUGAUAUUAUCGAAUUAGAGAAAGCUAGACAAUGGAAGGGAUUUGAACUUAUACCGUCUGAGAAUUUCACUUCUCUUUCGGUUAUGCAAGCCGUUGGUUCUGUUAUGACUAACAAGUAUAGUGAAGGAUACCCUGGAGCUAGAUACUAUGGAGGCAACGAGUACAUUGACAUGGCUGAAUCGUUAUGUCAAAAACGCGCGUUAGAAGCUUUUCAGUUAGAUCCUUCUAAAUGGGGAGUGAAUGUGCAGUCUUUAUCAGGAUCACCAGCUAACUUCCAAGUGUACACUGCUUUGUUGAAACCUCAUGAGAGAAUCAUGGCGCUUGACUUACCUCAUGGUGGACAUCUUUCUCAUGGUUAUCAGACUGACACGAAGAAAAUAUCGGCUGUAUCUAUCUUUUUUGAGACGAUGCCAUACAGAUUGGAUGAGAACACUGGUUACAUUGAUUAUGAUCAGCUAGAAAAAAGUGCCGUGCUUUUCAGACCAAAACUAAUUGUUGCGGGAGCAAGUGCCUAUGCUCGUCUAUAUGACUAUGCACGCAUUCGUAAGGUUUGUGACAAGCAAAAGGCAGUUAUGUUGGCUGAUAUGGCUCAUAUUAGUGGGUUGGUUGCUGCUGGCGUUAUUCCUUCUCCUUUUGAGUAUGCAGAUGUUGUUACUACUACCACUCACAAAUCGCUUCGUGGUCCUAGAGGGGCUAUGAUAUUCUUUAGGAAGGGAUUAAAAGAGAUUAACAAACAAGGGAAAGAGGUUAUGUAUGACUAUGAAGACAGAAUAAACCAAGCUGUAUUUCCUGGACUACAAGGUGGUCCACAUAAUCACACAAUAACGGGUCUAGCAGUUGCUCUGAAGCAGGCGAGAACACCUGAGUAUAAGGCCUACCAGGAUCAAGUUCUCCGUAAUUGCUCAAAGUUUGCUGAGACUUUGCUAGCAAAAGGAUAUGAUUUAGUGUCUGGAGGCACUGACAAUCAUUUAGUUUUGGUGAACCUGAAAAACAAGGGAAUAGAUGGAUCAAGAGUGGAAAAAGUAUUGGAAUCAGUUCAUAUUGCAGCAAACAAGAAUACUGUUCCUGGUGAUGUUUCUGCCAUGGUUCCAGGUGGCAUCCGUAUGGGAACACCGGCUCUCACAUCAAGAGGAUUCAUUGAAGAAGAUUUUGCAAGAGUGGCCGAUUAUUUUGAUUUAGCCGUCAAGAUAGCCUUAAAGAUCAAGGCAGAGUCUCAAGGAACAAAGUUGAAGGACUUUGUAGCAACAAUGCAAUCAAAUGAGAAACUAAAGUCAGAGAUGGCGAAGCUGCGUGAGAUGGUAGAAGAAUAUGCUAAGCAAUUCCCAACAAUUGGGUUCGAGAAAGAGUCCAUGAGAUACAAAGAGUAGUUUCAUCGAGUGGAUUGACACGUUUCCACAUCUAUGAGAUGAGAUGUUUAAGUUUGCAGAGAUCAAGUACCAGAGGCACCACCUUAAAGUAUCUCUGAAACUCAAAAAAUGGCACUCUCAUGUUGUCUCUUACACUUUCAUUUUUGUUUCCUCAUGUUUUGGUAAGUCAAUUAAAGAAAUUGUAAUGCAACUGUUUUUAAGGAUUGCUAUGAUGGAUUUACCCCAGAACUGUCUUAAAUAAGAAGUCGUUACAUUGCC